AUGGGCGCGAGUGAGUCAGAUGAGAUCAGUCAAGAAGCCCACCAGUUGCUACUCGACUCUGGGGGCGCGUUGGCCGGCGCCUUUCUCCGAGCCGCCGAGACUGCUGGACGGAUGGCGAAUCUGCUUGACAGACAGCCACUAUUGACACCAGCAUUGAUGCCCCCAGGCAGGCGUACAGGCAACAGAGUUGGGGAGGCCGUGGCUACGGCUAACUCGGGGGCCAGUGGUCCGCUGCUCGCGCAUCGUCUGCGGCAGACGACUCAGGUAUCAUGA
This is a messenger RNA of Protopolystoma xenopodis, 273 nucleotides long. Lineage: Eukaryota; Metazoa; Platyhelminthes; Monogenea; Polystomatidea; Polystomatidae. The record is from the annotation of a GenBank genome assembly.